This is a messenger RNA of Monopterus albus (swamp eel), 5447 nucleotides long. It is a transcript of the gene slit2, whose product is annotated as slit homolog 2 (Drosophila). Lineage: Eukaryota; Metazoa; Chordata; Actinopteri; Synbranchiformes; Synbranchidae. Gene Ontology annotation, biological process: retinal ganglion cell axon guidance; negative regulation of cell growth; negative chemotaxis. The record is from RefSeq and is a predicted model, not a curated record. Gene Ontology annotation, molecular function: heparin binding; Roundabout binding; calcium ion binding.
UCUGCUACUGCGUCUGUCCAGACAACUCUCUCUCUUUCUCUCUCUCUCGCCCUAUCACACACUCUCGGGAGCAGCGCUUUGACGCACCAAGCAGAGUUGGAUUGUAGUAUUGCGCGCUGGUCUUUCACGGGGCUUUUCCCUUCCUCACAUCGCCUACACCUUUGCCACUCACGGGCAGCUGAUAUAUGAUCGGAUUCAAUAUUUCUCCAUCACGUUGACCUCAACAGAGCUUUUGGGGAAACCGAACGCCGCCACUGCUUCCUCGCCGGACGCGUGUUGUGAAUUAAUAACCCAGACAGCCUCACCUGGAGUGUGUGUGCAUGCAGUGAAGUGUGUGUAAGAGAGUGUGUUUUUCUGGAGCAGGUCAAGGAUCGAGGUGUUCCACUGGCUUCGGUCCACACACGCAUAUUUACAUACACAAACACAACAGACCCCGGAGAGAUUUCGGCACUGCAUGCCGGGGACAUGUGGAAGUUUGCGCCGCUGUAGCGCAGCCAGAGAGCCGGUUCACCGUUUAUACGACCUCCCCUCUCUCUGCCAAGGGGGACCAAACUCCCGGUUCACAGCCUCUACACACUGAACCCCCUCUAAGAAGACCCAGAUGUAAAUCUAGAACGGAAAAUCUCCGAAACUCGCGCCUGCAAAGGGAGGACAGUGAAAAGGACGGCAUCCCAUUGCGUACAGAGUUUGGUGAGCUCUUUCAGGGAUUUCAGGGCUUGUAUUUUUUUUAACGCCCUUGUAUUUUCUCUGUAUUUUGUGGGUCUCAUAUUGGCCCGCACUUGCCGCCGUGAUGGUGGGACCUCCGAGCCCCUUUGUUUCUGGCCGCUCCCCGGCGACUGCACUGGGACUGCUGGUAGCUGUUCUGAUCCUGGUCCUGUCCAGCGGAGCAGACGGCCAACCCUGCCCGACCCAGUGCUCCUGCACCGGGACUACAGUGGACUGUCACGGCCAAGGGCUCCGCAGUGUGCCCAGGAACAUACCCCGCAACACGGAGAGACUGGAUCUGAAUGCAAACAACCUCACUAAAAUCACCAAGGCGGAUUUUGCAGGACUGAGGCACCUGCGAGUGUUGCAGCUGAUGGAGAACAAAAUCACCACGAUUGAGAGAGGAGCCUUUCAGGACCUGAAGGAGCUGGAGAGGCUGCGCCUGAAUCGGAAUAACCUGGCUGUCUUCCCCGAGCUGCUUUUCCUGGGAACGACAAAGCUUUACAGACUUGAUCUCAGUGAGAACCAGAUUCAGGGGGUUCCAAGGAAAGCCUUCAGGGGAGCUGUGGAGAUCAAGAACCUCCAGUUGGACUACAACCACAUCAACUGUAUUGAAGAUGGAGCUUUCCGAGCUUUACGUGACCUGGAAGUACUAACCCUCAACAACAACAACAUCUCCCGACUGUCCGUGGCCAGUUUCAACCACAUGCCGAAGCUCCGGACCUUUCGCCUGCACUCCAACAACCUGCAGUGUGACUGUCACGUGGCCUGGCUGUCAGAGUGGUUGCGACAGCGCCCCCGUCUGGGUCUUUACACUCAGUGCUUGGCCCCUCCGCACUUGAGGGGGCACAACGUGGCUGAGGUGCAGAAGAAGGAGUUUAUCUGCACAGGUCACCAGUCAUCAUCUUCCUCCUGCAGUGUGUUACAGUGCCCAGAGUCUUGCACCUGCAGUAACAAUAUUGUGGACUGCAGAGGGAAGGGACUUACAGAAAUACCCACCAACCUGCCUGAAACCAUUACUGAGAUACGACUGGAGCAGAACGCCAUCAAGGUGAUCCCAGCUGGGGCCUUUUCUCCUUAUAAGAAGCUGCGUAGGAUAGACUUGAGUAACAACCAGAUAUCUGAGCUGGCCUCAGAUGCCUUCCAAGGUCUGCGCUCCCUCAACUCUCUGGUGCUAUAUGGAAACAAGAUCACUGAGAUUUCCAAAGGACUCUUUGAGGGACUGUUUUCUCUGCAGCUAUUGUUACUGAACGCUAAUAAGAUAGCAUGUCUACGCGUGGAUGCAUUUCAGGACCUCCACAACCUCAAUCUACUCUCACUAUAUGACAACAAGCUUCAGACAAUCGCCAAGGGAACCUUCUCAUCACUAAGAGCUAUACAAACACUUCACUUAGCCCAAAACCCAUUUAUCUGUGACUGCCAUCUGAAGUGGCUGGCAGACUACCUGCAAGACAAUCCCAUCGAGACAAGUGGCGCCCGCUGCACCAGCCCCCGACGGCUCGCCAACAAACGAAUCGGACAAAUCAAGAGCAAGAAGUUCCGCUGUUCAGGUACUGAGGACUACCGCAGCAAGCUAGGAGGGGACUGCUUCGCUGACUUGGCCUGCCCCGAGAAGUGCCGCUGUGAGGGCACCACAGUUGACUGCUCCAACCAGAAACUCACCAAAAUACCAGAUCACAUUCCUCAAUACACUGCUGAAAUACGUCUGAACAACAAUGAAUUCACUGUGCUCGAGGCGACUGGAAUCUUCAAAAAGUUGCCUCAGCUGAGGAAGAUUAACCUGAGUAAUAACCGUAUCACUGACAUAGAGGAGGGGACAUUUGAAGGAGCCUCAGGGGUCAAUGAACUGAUUCUGACCUCCAACAGACUAGAGAACAUACACCACCGUAUGCUGAAGGGACUGAAUGGCCUCCGCACACUUAUGCUGAGGAGUAACCAUAUCAGCUGUGUGAGUAACAAUAGCUUUGUGGGGUUGAGUUCGGUGCGUCUCCUGUCGCUCUACGACAACCAGAUUACGUCGAUGAACCCCGGAGCCUUCGACACACUGCACUCCCUGUCCACCCUGAACCUUCUGGCCAAUCCCUUCAACUGCAACUGUCACCUGGCCUGGCUCGGCGAUUGGCUGAGGAGAAAACGCAUCGUCACCGGUAACCCUCGCUGCCAGAAUCCGUACUUCCUGAAGGAGAUCCCCAUCCAGGAUGUAGCUGUCCAGGAUUUUGCUUGUGAAGAUGGUAACAGUGAGAAUAGCUGCUCUCCUGUGCUGAGGUGUCCAGCAGAGUGUUCCUGCCUGGACACUGUGGUGCGCUGCAGCAACAAGGGUCUCACCGUGCUGCCCAAAGGCCUGGCCAAAGAGACCACUGAACUGUAUCUGGAUGGUAACCACUUCACUCAGGUUCCCGCGGAGCUCUCCAAUUACAAACACUUAACACUCAUUGAUUUGAGUAACAACCAGAUCAGCACGUUGUCCAACCACAGCCUCAGUAACAUGUCCGAACUGCUUACCCUAAUCCUGAGCUACAACCGCCUGCGGUGCAUACCAGCGAGGGCGUUCGAUGGACUCAAGUCUUUGCGUUUGCUCUCUCUCCAUGGUAACGACAUAUCACUGAUACCAGAGGGAGCCUUCAAAGAUCUGUCAUCACUUUCCCACCUGGCUCUGGGUGCCAACCCUCUGUACUGUGACUGCCACAUGCAGUGGCUGGCAGGCCGGGGAAAAAGGGGGUACAGGGGCGACAUGACUGACAAACUGCUGCUCACCACGCCUUCCAAGAAGUUUACCUGCACAGGCCCAGUGGAUGUGAGUGUUCAGGCUAAGUGUGAGCCCUGUCUGUCAAGCCCCUGCAAGAACGACGGCACCUGCUCCAAUGACCCUGUGCACUACUACCGCUGCACUUGCCCCUAUGGAUUUAAGGGCCAGAACUGUGAGGAGCCCAUUCACGCCUGCAUCAGUAACCCAUGCCAUAAUGGUGGAACUUGCCACCUGAAGGAAGGAGAGGGGAGCAACUUUUGGUGCGUGUGUCCAGAGGGCUUCGAAGGCGACGCGUGCGAGAUCAACAUUGAUGACUGUGAAGAUAACGACUGUGAGAACAACUCCACCUGCGUUGAUGGAAUCAACAACUACACGUGCAUGUGCUCACCAGAAUACACAGGGGAGUUAUGUGAAGAGAAACUGGAUUUCUGUGCUUCAGAGCUGAACCCAUGUCAGCACGGCUCAAAGUGCAUUUUGACGCCUCAGGGAUACAAGUGUGAGUGCACGCCAGGCUAUGUAGGUGAGCACUGUGAGCUGGACUAUAACGACUGUGAGGAGAGCAAGUGUCAGAACGGAGGCCAGUGCAUUGAUGCCGUCAAUGGCUACACCUGCGUCUGUCCAGAGGGAUACAGUGGGUUAUUCUGUGAGUUCUCUCCCCCGAUGGUCCUUCCCCGCACCAGUCCCUGUGACAACCACGAGUGCCUGAAUGGGGCACAGUGUGUUGUUGUGGGAACGGACCCCCGCUGCCAGUGUCUCCAUGGCUACGAGGGUGACCGCUGUGAGACACUUGUCAGUGUCAACUUUGUCAACCGCGAGUCCUACCUGCAGUUUCCCUCCAGUCUCCUGUCAUCACAGACAAACAUCAGUCUACAGAUUGCUACAGAUGAGGACAGUGGUGUGUUAUUGUAUAAAGGAGACAAUGAUCACAUUGCCAUGGAGCUGUACAGGGGACGCCUCAGGGUCAGCUAUGAUACUGGAUCCUACCCUCCUUCUGCGAUAUACAGUGUGGAGACAGUGAAUGAUGGCAGCUUCCAUGCUGUGGAGUUGGUAGCAUCAGACCAGACUCUGUCUCUGUCCAUUGAUGGCGGUCCUCCCAAGUCCAUCAACUCCAUCAGCAAGCAGUCCACACUCAAUAUCGACUCUCCACUUUACCUUGGAGGGAUGCCAGAGCGUGCCUCAGCCUCUGGGGGUCUGUCAGCCCUGCAACACAGCUCAGGUGGACGCAAUGGCACCAGCUUUCAUGGCUGCCUCCGUAAUCUGUACAUCAAUGGGAAGCUCCAGGACCUCGGGGCUGGGCUGAAGCCAGGGGCUCCAGGCUCUGAGAUGGCACAGAGCACCACCAGACAGUGGCUGGGCCAAGGGGUAGAACCAGGCUGCCCGCCCUGCCAGGCCUGCAUCCAGGGUGACUGCCACCCAACAGGGCAUCGUGGCUUCACCUGCACCUGCCACCCGGGCUGGACAGGAACACUGUGUGACCAGCAAGUCAGCAACCCCUGUGAUGGCAACAAGUGCAUCCAUGGUACCUGCCUGCCAAUCAACUCCUACUCUUACUCCUGUCGCUGCCAGCCUGGGUUUGCUGGCGUCCUCUGUGAUGAGCAGGACCAGGAUGAAGCUAACCCUUGUAGCCUGUCUCACUGUAAACAUGGCAAAUGCAGAGUGUCGGGCCUGGGCAAGGCAUACUGCGAGUGUAACAGUGGAUAUACAGGAGAGGCAUGCGACAGAGAGGUGGCCUGCCGAGGGGAACGGGUCCGAGAUGUCUACCAAAGACAGCAAGGCUACGCGGCGUGCCAAACCCAGGAAAAGGUCUCCCGUCUAGAGUGUCGAGGUAGCUGCACAGGGGGGACAGAAGGACAGGGGACCUGUUGCACCCCCCUCCGCAGCAAACGCCGGAAAUACACCUUUCAGUGCACUGACGGCUCUUCUUUUGUCCAGGAAGUGGAGAAAGUGGUCAAGUGUGGCUGUACAAAGUGUUCCUCAUAAAAAAGAAAAAAAAAAA